GAGAGAAGAAACAGCCCGGGCACACAAAAAAUCAGCAAAAGCUUGGGAGGGGAAAGUCGAACAUUUCGCACCAGUCUUCUCAACAUCAAACAUUCGUUGCCCGCCUCCUGCGCGCUGCUCGCAUGGUCCCGCGGUUCGGCUCUGGUCAGGUCGUAGGAGCUAUCGUCGACGGAACACAGGAAACCCGCUAUGGAAGCGGGCGAGUCCGGACAUAGGCAAAGUGGAGUUCCAACUGCCAGUACUCUUAACCAUUUCGACGCGCGGCCCCGAGAACGCAUCGAGACGACUUACAGAGAAGGACCGACCAUGGCCACGGCGUCAUUGAUCAGUCCUAACACUCCUUACCAACAACAUCAACACCACAACUCGUUCAGCUCCGGCUACCCAUAUUCGGCCCCCAUCACAGGCAUGACGGGCAUGAUUUCGCCGGUCGAGCCCCGACGAACGUCAGCCGGCUCCGAGCCAGGCCAUGCCCACCGCCAGUCAUUGCCGUCCAUCUCGGAGGUGUUAUCGGACAGGAAGUCGCUCGGAUAUGUCCCUCAGCCAUCUUCAGCACCUGGCCACCCAACUCCAGGUCUACCAUCCUUCACGUCCGCACCGCCGCCCCGGCCACUUUCAGACAUCAUCAUCCCAGACAAGAGCUCAUCGCCAAGGGCCUUGCACCCAACGGUAUCAACAUAUCCGCGCACCGAGCCCCUCCCUGCCUUUUCUGAUCCCGCGCGACACGGGCUCUCGAGCCGGCCAAUGCCUCCACCCUUGAACACCUUCACUAGUCAGCAACCGUCGCCUCCCGUAAAGUUCGAGCAGCUUGAGGCCGAACAGAGGCAUGCUGAGGCCCAAUCCCUCCGAGACGGCCACCGUCCGCCGCAGCCGCCGCCACCGACGCAGCAACCGCAGCAGCAACAACAACAACAACAACAACAGCAGCAGCAGCAGCAGCAGCAGCAGCAGCAGCAACAGCAGCAACAACAACAACCGCCGCUCCCGGGUUUGUAUCCGGAAACCGGAAGACUCCCAUCUGGCCAGCUGCCCUUGUCGGCGUACCCGGUCUCUCCUCGGCCAUCAGGGCCGCCGCUGUCAUCGCCGUACGACGCACAGCGACCUCCCGCAUAUGCGGAGGAAGCCGAGUAUGCGCAUCAUCGCCCGUCGGAUUACAAGGCAAACUUCGACAAGCACUUCCAAGUCAACGGCUACCAGGAUGCUCUGCAGGCGAUCAUGCGCUCCUGCCGCACAGGCUACAACUUCGCUGAAGCGUAUGCCGCGGCGGCGCAGGAACAACAAGGCUCGCAACCGUUACCGUCUAGGAUGCCGACCGAGAACGAAGUGAGCGAGCUUCUUAGCAGCCUCGUUUUCGCGCUCAAGAAGCUCGAAGACGUGCGGGACAUGGUCCAGCAGAAUCGGAUCCAGAACGAGCGCGCGCGUGACAGCAACGGCCGCAGCCCAGAGACCGAGGACGUUCCGAUGUACGGCGACGGGAUGAAGCCGCCUUACACGAUGCACGAAGUCAAGAAGCGCCGAGGGGUGAGUUUCUUUUCUCUUUCAAACUUGUCCUUCCUCGACAAUCAUACAGAGGGAAAAAAAAAGGGGGGGGGGGAAUACACAUGAUGCUAACUAUCCGUCCAAAACAGCGCGCCGCUCCUCCCGGCCGGUGCCACAGUUGCAACAGGGUG
Molecule: messenger RNA, 1670 nt
Organism: Thermothelomyces thermophilus ATCC 42464
Lineage: Eukaryota; Fungi; Ascomycota; Sordariomycetes; Sordariales; Chaetomiaceae
Exons: 3
Coding region: 307-1605 (432 amino acids)
Source: RefSeq, a predicted model, not a curated record